UCCAUCCUUGCCCCAGUCAGUGCAAGCGCGCAGUCCUAAGCGACCGGUGCAGCCGAUGGCGCACAGCAGCAGCACCAGCUCCUAUGACCCCAGAGCGGGUAGCCGAUAGUCUUCUAUCUUAAGCCUUCGAUGGUAGCAGGCACCGGCCAUGGAGAAGGACAUGACAGCCUAUGUGUGUGAUCCAGUGCAUAUAAAACCAGAACCACCUCAAGACUCAUCCAGCAGUGCCUCAGUCUCCAUGAGGAGCCUAGAAGGUAGAUACAUACUACAGACCUGGGAGAAGUCUGACUUGGAAGACCAGCUGAGGACUGGGGUGUGAGCUUUUAAGGCCAUGUCUUACCCCAUUCUUAUCCAUGUCCCGCACUUCACAAGUAACAGCUUAAUCUAUUGCUAGAACAGCAUUGGGUCAGUCACUACACCCUCCCAGACUUUGGCUUGGUUGGGAGCCCAGUGGUCAGAGUUGGAAGAGAAGUAGCCAAGGCCAAAAGGUGAAUGUAGAAGCCACAGGCUCCCAGAAUGGAGGCCAAUGGCACGGUCCAUUCCUGCUGCUUGGACUCUACUGCACUGAAAGUCACCAUCAGUGUAGUCCUCACCACUCUCAUCCUCAUCACCAUCGCCGGCAAUGUGGUUGUCUGCCUGGCUGUCAGCUUGAAUCGUCGACUCCGCAGCCUGACCAAUUGCUUCAUUGUGUCCCUGGCAGCCACUGACCUGCUUCUUGGCCUCCUGGUGCUGCCUUUCUCUGCCAUUUACCAGCUGUCCUUCAAGUGGAGCUUUGGCCAGGUCUUCUGCAACAUCUACACCAGCCUGGAUGUGAUGCUCUGCACAGCGUCCAUCCUCAACCUCUUCAUGAUCAGUUUGGACCGCUACUGCGCUGUCACGGACCCACUGCGGUACCCCGUGCUGGUCACCCCAGUUCGUGUUGCCAUCUCUUUGGUUUUUAUUUGGGUCAUUUCCAUCACCCUAUCCUUUCUCUCUAUUCACCUAGGGUGGAACAGCAGAAACGGGACCAGAGGGGGCAAUGACACCUUUAAGUGCAAAGUGCAGGUCAAUGAGGUAUACGGACUGGUGGAUGGGCUGGUUACCUUCUACCUGCCUCUUCUCAUCAUGUGUGUCACCUACUACAGAAUCUUUAAGAUCGCCAGGGAGCAGGCCAAAAGGAUCAACCACGUCAGCUCCUGGAAGGCGGCCACCAUCAAAGAGCACAAAGCCACCGUGACGCUGGCGGCCGUCAUGGGCGCGUUCAUCAUCUGCUGGUUUCCUUACUUCACUGCAUUCGUUUACCGUGGGCUGAGAGGGGAUGAUGCCGUCAACGAGGUGGUUGAGGGUAUCGUCCUGUGGCUAGGCUAUGCCAAUUCAGCCCUGAACCCCAUCCUGUACGCUGCCCUCAACAGAGACUUCCGCACAGCGUACCAACAGCUCUUCCACUGCAAGCUCACAAACCACGACUCUCACAAAGCUUCCCUGAGGUUGAACAACUCUCUUCUGUCCAGGAGCCAAAGCCGAGAAGGUAGAUGGCAGGAGGAGAAGCCCCUAAAGCUCCAGGUGUGGAGUGGGACAGAACCCGCACACCCCCAGGGAAGCCCAGUCAGGAAAACAGCACUGUCUUGUACCACAUGCUCCAAUAACCUCCUAAGCUGCUGCAAGAGCCUGUGGGGUCUUUGCCUCCUCCAGCAACACCCAGAAGGACCAUCAGAGGAGCAACUGGGGGAGCCACUGUCUGAGGAGACAGAAAGGACACCGUCACAGGAAGGAAUGAGGGUGUUGCCCUGUGAGGCUGUCUAGAUCCCGCCCAGGACACCAAGAUACUGGCCUUAUCACUUGGAUCUCCUUUCUGGAGCUCCUGUAGAUCAAGCCCCACCAAACCAGUGAGGACAAACUUCAGCCUGAGCCUGGAGGCUCACAGAACACCCAGAUCAGCUUCCCUGGGAGCAGAUUCUAGACAGGGACUUAGGCUUAUUUAGGCUGAAUUCCUUGGGUUCAAAGCUCACGUUGGUGCUGGCCCUAGGAGUCAUGAGCAGAGAUAGCAGGACAGAGGCAUGUAGCCAGGUGUGCAUGGACAUACUUCUGUAGAAAAUAUGCACAUCUGCUGGGCAGGGCAAAGGAUGCUGCCAUAAAGCACUGGCCUGGCCUCGCUUCCUCAUGGGGUCUCAACAUGAGCAGAAAAGAAGGGACUGGAAGAGAAGGAAGAGGAGAGAAAUUGCCCUCCACAAACACCUAAGUAAGUUCCAGGUACUUUGUCUACACAGGCUCUCAUAAUUUAUAUGCAUAUGCUUAGGAUAAGCAUCACCAUCCAGACUUUAGAGAGAUGAAAACUGAGAGUCAGGGAGGUAUGAAAUAUACCUCAGGCACUCAACCAGAAAAUGUGCCUGGGAUAGAGGUACUCAGAAAGUAUGGUGAGUGAAUAGAUGCAUGGGAAGAUGGAUGGAUGGAUAGAUGGAUGGAUGGAUCGACGGACAGAUGGACAGAUGGACAGAUAGAUGAUGGAUGGAUGGGUAAAUGGAUGGAUGGAUGGAUGGAUGGAUGAAUGGAUGGAUAGAGGGAGGAUGGAUGGAUAGAGGGAGGAUGGAUGGAUGGAUGGAUGGAUGGAUGGGGUGAAAAUCCAGGCUUAUGUCCAUGUUUUCUAAACUACACUGACACCAAUGUAGUUGAAGAGAAGCCAAGAUCGUUUCUUAUCUCAGCUAACCCUCCUCUAGCAAGUCUUAGCCCUUCAGGAAGCCCCCCCCCCAUGAUGAGCUACAAGCAUUGAUGGUGCUCGUUAUCAACAAGAAGUAGUGUACAGUGGGCUUGCAGGCCAAAGUGUGUCUGUUGAGCCCCAGGCAAGCACAGGUAGACGUUGGAAAGAUGCAAAGGGAACAAAUGUGAGGGUUGACCUAGUGCCACCCUCAUCUGGUGACCAGGACAAAUUCCUGCCCUCUGGGCAGCUCUAUAUUCCUCUGUACAAAUGGAUAAACUCCCUUUCUGUAGUUGGAGGACUACUGAAGAGACUGGAGGUGGAGCUGGUGAGAGCGCCACAGAGAAGAGGGUGUCUAUAGGCUUCUCUUCCCUAAGGCUUCUCAUUGGUGUUGCCCUUCCAUGACCUCAACCCCUCCUUGAUACCCAUGGUUCCUUGGGUUUCCAAGACCCUCUCCUGCCCACCCCCCACCAUGACCACCCUUUAUGUGACUUUCCAGCCCUCUCUGUGACUCGCUGUCCUCCACACAACCAUUAGAUGUGACCGUUCCCUGGAGCUCGGUGACAAACCAAACAUAAGGAUAUUAUUUACUGAUUCACAACUGUAGGCUAAUCACCAGGCCCCUGGGCACUUCCGCCUGCAUGUUUCAAAGGUAUCUUACCUUUAACAAGUCCACAGCUACACUCUCCAACUUCCCCCUCACCUGAUUCUCCAAAGCCCCCUUCUCAAGCAAAGGAUACAUCCCUGGCUUCAAAAGCCUUGGUCAGCCUCAGCCCCUCCUUUUACUUUGCCUCUUCUCAUGGGGGACACUCUAGAGUCUUAGCUCCAACACAUAUCCACCAUCCAACUGAUAGGCUGCUUCUUCCCUUUCUCACAUGACCUCCCCCCCACUGCUGUAGUCUCCAUUGGGACAACUGGUAAAGCUGCUUAGAUCUCUUUCCUACACCCACCCCACCCUCUUCCUCCCAUCAGCUCUCCGCACAUCCUCAGUGGGCUGUGAAAAUGUAUACCCCGCUGUGUCACAUGCAGGAUAGAACCUUCGUUAGAAUGGCCCGCCGGCCUGGCCUUGCCGGCUUCCACGUCCCUUCAGUUCCCGCUUCACCACCCCCUACCUUCUCUUAAUUCUGCCGCUGUUUGUCUUAUCGUUUUAUUUAGAUCUACUAUUUCUAGCAAACAAGGAACUCAGUGCUAUUUCCAUGACCUCAAAUGUUCCUUUCUCUUCUGAACAAGUUGACUCCAUGAGAUCUCAUUGAAAAUACCAUUUCCUUGAGGAUUUCUUCCUUGUCUGUCCUGACCCUUCCUAUACCAGGUCCUUGCCACACACCAUGGAACUUUCUGUAGAAACCAUCGGCUUGGUUGUAAUACGGGAGUUGGCUAUGGUUCUUGGACACUGUCUUCCUCCUCUCAGCAUGAGUUCUUUCUGUUGACCUUUGCCUGUUGGGUCUCUGGAAGAGUUUUCACACACAGUAGAAGCUUAGUUAAAGUUGUCAGGGAGACGGGCAAAGAAUGGUCCACAGUAAUAUUUUAAGGGCUAGCCUGCCAAUAAACUUCAAGGAGUAAUUUGGUCUGAUGACUCCCAGAGAUGACUAUUGAGUCUCUUUAUCAAAAAUCCCUCUGAAAGUCCAAGAAACCCACUUAGAUGUCUUCUUAGGAGUCUAUGGUAGGUGAGUUUCUUAAGUCACAGCCAACUACCUGAAGACACAAGAUCUCUGGUGCAAAUGGACCUGCAUGAUCAGAGAGACAGCCAAUCAGGGCUCAAGACCACAGUGCCCAGGGACAAAGUGCCACAUCAGAAGAUUCCUGCAAAUGUGAACUCUCUGGAACCUUUCCUGGCAGCACAAACAGGGUGCAUGAAGUCUGGGGGAGGACCAGCUGAGAUGGAACGGCAAGUCCAUUCUGUGUCACCAUGUUCUAAU
This is a messenger RNA of Apodemus sylvaticus (European woodmouse), 4587 nucleotides long. RefSeq names its product histamine receptor H2 (gene Hrh2). Gene Ontology annotation, molecular function: G protein-coupled serotonin receptor activity; neurotransmitter receptor activity; histamine receptor activity. NCBI's taxonomy places the organism in Eukaryota, Metazoa, Chordata, Mammalia, Rodentia, Muridae. The record is from RefSeq and is a predicted model, not a curated record. Gene Ontology annotation, biological process: G protein-coupled receptor signaling pathway, coupled to cyclic nucleotide second messenger; chemical synaptic transmission; gastric acid secretion. Gene Ontology annotation, cellular component: membrane; dendrite.